Molecule: messenger RNA, 3174 nt
Organism: Serinus canaria (Common canary)
Lineage: Eukaryota; Metazoa; Chordata; Aves; Passeriformes; Fringillidae
Gene: TNFRSF1A
Product: TNF receptor superfamily member 1A
Exons: 10
Coding region: 825-1907 (360 amino acids)
Biological process (GO): inflammatory response; signal transduction
Cellular component (GO): signaling receptor complex; mitochondrion; membrane raft
Molecular function (GO): tumor necrosis factor binding; tumor necrosis factor receptor activity
Source: RefSeq, a predicted model, not a curated record
CCGCUGUGCGGGGACCGGCGAUGAGCCGCCCCCGCUUUGCUGAGCAGCCGGGCGCGCACAAAUGCCACUCUGCGGGCGUUUGAACAAAGAUUUGAGGGUUGUAGCUACGCCCCAAACCGCGGGAUUUGUAUAAAAGCAAGUUCAGCUCUGCCGGUAGAUCUUCCUUAGCCUUCCUGGACUUCGUGAGGCAAGACUUUUAAGCUGUCCGUUAUGAUUUUGCGGAUGAAAAAGUUAAAAGAUAUCAGAGAGUUUUAUGAAUAGCCUGAUUGACAGACGUCUGAUUGCAAGACGUGAAUGGCUAUCGAAUAUCAGCAGAGGUGUGCUAAAGCUGGGACAGCGGAGUGGUGUCACUCAGCAUCAUGACAGGGCUAUAAAUUCUGCGGUAGAGGUUACGAGGUCAGACUGUUUAUCCUUAAAUACCUGAGCAUCCUGGUAAUGCACACUUGCGUUUGGCUGCAGUGGACUUGUAAUGUUGGCUCAGUUGUUAAUUUGUGGUUAGAAAGUUGCAAUGUGGGCAAAGUUACCUUCCAAGAGGGUUUGGGUUUGGUCUUGGGGUUUCUUUACUGCUUGAAAGGUAUGGAAACCCGGUAGUAGACUUAAAGCUAGUAGUUGCAGGAUAACACAACUAAAACUGGAGAGAAGGAAUACCUUGACUCUUGCUGUGGAUCACUUACUGUCUUGGGACCAAGGUUAUUCUAAUAUUUGUCUGUGUGUUGACAAAGGAAUCUGUAGAAAUUACUUCAGUGCCAUACAGAGUGCAAGUCCGUCGGGUAGCUUUGGAUGGAAGAGACCCCUCUAACCCUUUGAGAAGAGAAAAGAAACAAAUGCACUGUCAACUGGGACAAUACCUACACCCCAGAAAGACCCACUGCUGCAUGAGGUGUCAUGCAGGUACCUACAAGGCAAAAGACUGUGAUGGGCCUGACCAGGCAACUGUCUGUCUUCCAUGUGCCAGUGGCACAUUCACAGCUGUUGAUAACACCAUGUCUAAAUGCUUCCAGUGCAAACGCUGCCGUACAGCACUGCAGCAGAUAGUAGAGACCCCCUGCACCCCAAAGCAAGAUACUGUAUGUGGCUGUCAGAAGAAUCAGUAUCAGAUUGAUUCUGAGUCUGAAUACUUCCAGUGUAGGAACUGCAGCUCGUGUGCCGAUGGGAUUAUUGCCAGCUGUUCAAAGAACAAAGAUGCAAUUUGCAGGUGUAAGCCUCAGUUCUUCCUGUCACGUAGUAAUAUUUGCAAGCCUUGCAACAGCUGCACUGGAGAGGACUGCUUGCUGUGUCCUAGCCCAGUUGCUACCUCACCGACUACAUCUGGGCUGAAUGGAAACCUUGUACUUGGCACCCUUGUUGCAAUAUUUGGAGUUAUCUUCGUCCUCUGCAUUGCACGUAAAGUAGGGAAGCUGGUCCAGAAACAUAAGAAAGUGUCUUUCUCCUCCUGUGUUUCUUCAACCAAGGAGCCAGUAUCAGAGGUUGGGGAAGAAAGAAAUGAAAUUCCCACCCUUCGUCCAGAGUCCCAGAAAGAAACAGAAUUGCCAAUAAAUGCAAAACUGGGUUCACAGGAGUUUCCAGACUGUGUCAGACCUGCUAGGACGACACAACUUCCAGACACCCCUGCUAUUCUGUACACCGUGGUGGAUCACGUGCCGCCGUCGCGGUGGAAGGAGUUUGUGCGGCGCCUGGGCCUGAGCGACUGCGACCUGGAGCGGAUUGAGCUGGAGCACCGGCGCCUGCGAGACGCCCAGUACGAGAUGCUCCGGCUGUGGAAGCUGCACAUGGGCCGUGCUGCCACUGUGGAGCACAUCAGCUGUGUUCUCAACCAGAUGGAGCUCAGCGGCUGCAGCGACGCUGUUCAAGAAGCUUUGCUAAACCAGAACUCUCCUCAGCCUUGCAGCCUUCACAACCAUCUUUAAUCUAUUUCUGCUUUAGUUGCCUUUGAACAUUAAGGGGGGAUCAUAGCUCUUUUUCUUUCCUCAUAUCUCCCCAUCUUUGUAACACUUGUCAGCUGGUUUUGUUGGAGACAGCAGCAGGUUAUGCUGGAGGAAGGCUGAGGUUUGCUUCUUAACCACCACAUAGUUCAGCCUUUAAGCCACGGCAGACCUCUGCAACACCUCCUCUCCCAAGGAGGGGAAGCACCUCCUCGAGGAAGUGGUGUGUCAACUCUGACCAAGAUGCAAAUAGGAGCUCUGAGUGACUUGAUCAUAGAUCAGCUUCUAUGGGCAAGUUGUUGCUGAAACAGGUGCUCCACACAUCGUGUGGUGCGUAAACUUGUUGGGUGCUUUGGUUAAGCUGACUGUUCAGAUGCUAAAGUACUCACUCACUUCUUGCAGAUCUAUUUUUCUGUGAGAUCAACCAGUUGAAGUGGCUCAUAUUGCAGCCUUUUGAUUGCUAAAUCUGACUCAGAGGAAGUGGUGGGAGGAUGUGCCUAUUUCUGGGAGCGGGAGAGGAUUGCCCCCUCUCGGUGUCAACCAGUAGCAACUAGUUGGUAUUGCUGUAGCACAAGUCUUCUGGAGAUUCAGAACUGGUUCUUUCUCUGUGAGAAACAGGAGGACAUUGUCCUUUCCACACCAUGUCCCUCAGGCUCCAGAGGAGUAAGAAUUCCAAGCCAGUGAGUCAGAUGAGAGGGUUGGUGCUUUUUCCUCAAGGUUUUUUUCUUCUGUAUCUAGAAAUCAUGUAAGUUAGCAUUAACAAAACACCUGCCUGUGUGUUUGUCCGAGUGCAGGGUGGCAAGGAGUGUGUGCACCUGCCUGGGUGAGGUGGUACCUAUGCAUGAGCACCUCUGCAAGUCUGUGCUUGCACACAGGCUGGUAGGCUUGUGUCUACCUGCUUAUCUACAUUGGAUGAUUCCAUGAAUCUAACUGCAGAUGGGACUGUGUAGGUGUCUGUAUAGAUAUUUUAGCAACUGUUGAAUAACUGCACACUACUUUCUGGACUGUGUUCUGUGAUUGCUGCUUGGCUGUCGAGCCAUCCGGUACCAUCUCCAGGCUCUCCCCAUCACUUCUCACCAGAAUUACCCUGGGAGAACCGGAUGGAGAAAAAAAUCAACUAGCCUGCACCAGGUGCAGGUUGUCCACGUGUUUGUAACAUGGGUUUUUUCAGUCUCUAAUCCUUGAUCAGAUAUGAACUUUCUAUUGUAAAUACACUAAAUGUUCUGAAUUAAAGUGAAUAUUUUUACCUCUG